Messenger RNA from Ostrea edulis (European flat oyster), 3381 nucleotides. RefSeq lists its product as uncharacterized. The transcript is spliced from 2 exons. Bases 166 to 2211 code for a protein of 681 amino acids. The record is from RefSeq and is a predicted model, not a curated record. NCBI's taxonomy places the organism in Eukaryota, Metazoa, Mollusca, Bivalvia, Ostreida, Ostreidae.
UUGAUCGACACAGGUAAGUCACCUAGAAUAAAAUGAAAUGAAAGUAGGUGAAAUGGGACGGGGGUGUUAUAUUUAAGAUGACAUAGGGAAGUUGUCUAGAUUAAAAUAAAAGUAGGUGAAGUGGGACUUUCCACAACUGGAAAUACCCAGAGUAAUAAACUAGCAAUGGAUUCCUCCAGUUUAACACCCCAAAUUGAAACAGGUAUACAGCAUAUGUCAGAGUCCGUAUUUGUGGGACUGUGUUGUACAGUGGGGACCUCACAACAGGUGGCAAUGCGGAGAGAUGUGACAGACAUUCAGGAGAUGGUGACAAAUAAAGUAAUGACAAGUAACAUGAACACGAGGAUGUUUAGUGGAAGUGAGAGAGAAGGAUUCAGAAUGGAGGGAUCUGAUAUGGAUGGCAUGUUUUGGUUUAAAAACCACCGAGUGAUCUGGGACUUAUCUCAGACUCAGUUUUACAAUGUACACAGACAAUCCCUGAUUCUCUCUGUCUCUUCUGAAAGUCCACCCGGAUUUACUUUACUUCAAUUACUGUCACCAUGGGCAGACAGCAGAGUUUUCUCAGCAUUAGUCACAAUGAAUGGUGGACAUCAUAUAUCAAGUUCUAAAUACAGAGAGAUCACAUGUUCUGAUAUAAUGCCUAACUCUACAGUACAUGGUCCAUGUGGCAGUGGAGUUAUAGGGACACUAGAAUAUGAUGAUGCCCAGUGUUUUGCUUGUGACUUUUGGCCUCCGCUUGCCUCCUCAUGGAUAGACAGAUGUCACACAUGGCCCCACCCACAGGUUGUUAGGGACAUAGUCAGAAGUGGAUGUCACUUUGUAGCAAUAGGACACAAAUUAGGAAACCAUGAAAGCAAUGAAUGGAGAAUUUCAUUUUCCCUGGCAGAACAAAAACUUGUGUACUCAAUGAACCACUGUCAAUUCUUAACUUAUGGUUUGCUGAAAUUGUUCUUAAAAGAAGUCAUUAACAAUGGAUUACGUGAUAAUGAGAAAUUACUGUGUUCCUAUCACAUGAAGACAGCAGUUUUCUGGACGAUUCAACGAAACACAAUACCUAACUGGUGUCCACAGAAUCUCCUGAAAUGUGUCUGGUACUGCUUUAAACUCAUCCUUAAAUGGGUGUAUGAGGGAGUCUGUCCUAACUUUUUCAUUCCAGAAAACAACAUGUUUCUCAGUAAUAUCCACAGUGAAGCACAAAACAGAUUAUUUGUUAGACUGUUUGGUUUUUAUGAAAAAGGUUUAGCAUUCCUACUACACAGUCCCUCCCUCAGGUCUUCUAUCAUGAAUGUCCUUUAUAACCCUAGACUCAGUAUUUGUACUGAUGAACACACUCUGGUAUCUGAGGUCGAGUUUGAUGGAGAAAUGUUCGGUGAGAUAUAUGAAAAUUAUACAACAGCACCCUCAACAGGCCCCUACCUCAUUAUGAAAUACUUAAACACAGUAGAACAGUUGACAAUCUCACCCUUGACACAGUAUCAAGUUGUCAUGUUACAGGUACUUACAGCCUCCAUCCUUCACAGUGCUGCUUUUACAUUACAAAACAUGUACAGCAACACCACUGAAAACAAGCUGAUGUAUAUUGCUGACAGAAUGUCCUGUCACAUGUUGAAACUCACAGCCAAGUUUGGGUGUAUUUCUUACAGGUUGUAUAUUGCAAUGUAUUAUUACAAGACACUCAGGUACACAGAAGCUUUGUCUGUGAUAGAGAUGACAAAGGUCAACUUAGCUCAGCCAUAUGUGAUGAAUAACUGGACAGUAGACACAGAGAGGUAUACCGAGGCUGUAGGGGGGCAGUCCUGGUCUACAAAGUUAAGACAUGCUGUAACAUGGAAUAUCAUAUUAGAUAACAGAAUCAUUUAUAUCAAUGAAUUAAUGACAGAACAGAUGGUUUCCUUACAGAAUCAUAUCCCAGAAUUGUAUAUUCCACCCCUAGUUGUGUUACACAUGCUGGAGUUCCUGUGUUACAGACAUACUGACACAAUGAGAGCACAAACAGCUCUUAAUGAUCUACAGGUCCUAGUUCACCAUGAUCAGGGGCUGUAUGUAGAUGUGGACUUAAGAGACAUAUCAUGGCAGAUCCUGGGUAUCUGUCAACAGAUCUCAGGGAACCUCCAGGCUGCUCUAUACUCCUACCAACAAUCACUCAGACAAUAUCCAUACCAUAAAAUACAAAGUGCCACACUAAUGAGAAUACAAGAACUCUCUAUAUAGUAUUGUACAUUAAUGUGGUUUUAACUAAUGAAUUACUGCUGAUGACACUUCAACUGUCAACUAAGUCAAAUGUGAGGACUUCAGAUUUUUGUGUUAUAAGCAGCUUAAGUUUCCUUUGUCUAUUAACAAUUAAUACUCAUUUUUAUGCCCUUUUACACCAGGAGUGUAAAACACACAUGUUGAUGAGUACAGUGUAAUGUAAAGUACUUGUGUACAAACUCUUAAGGUUUUUUUUUUGGUUUUUUUUUAGAUUUAUGUAUCAACAAACAAUCACUACAAUGUCUAAAUGUAAAUUCAUACACAUAUAUGUUAGUCUAAUUUAUUAUAUUAGAUUUAGUAUAUCCUCUUGCACUAUUUAGUAUAUCCUCUUGCACUAACUGUCAUGUUAAAAAUGAGUUCUUUCCACUCUAGUUGAUAAAGCAGCAUUCAGUUUUAAACUUAUCAAUAUUGCACAUGUACAAUGAACAUCUUUGUUUAAUAACUUCCUUCAUUUUGCUUUCAAUUGUACAUUGUACAUGUAUUUAUCUGGUUUAUUUGGAUUCACAUCCUCUCCAACCCGAUUUUGAAUUGAAAUCAACUUCAUUAAUGAUUACAAAAAAUAAUUCCACUUUCAUGUUUUGAUUGCUAUAUGCACUGGACUCUGUAGUACAAGUCAUAAAGAUGCAUGUAUAUGUAUACUUCUAAACUAUUUAUGGCAUAUGGUGAUGAAAUGGAUGUAAAGUGUUUCAUAGACCUUCAUUAUUAUGUUGGUGUGUUUUGACUUGAAUAUCUGUGGCACUUGUUACUUGGUAUACAUGUAUGUAGUUAUGUGUAUUUUUCAUUUUUGUCCAGUUGUUUGUUUGUUCCUUUCUUUCUUGUUUGACAUACAGUGCUCCUUCGAUAUAUUGCCAACUUUUGUUCAAGACGAAUUUGGGCGAUAAAGUGGGGGUGGCAAUUAACGAAUUCACAAUUACCAACAAUUCACUGAGAAAUUUUUAAAAAUUCAAUAUCAUAAAGUUAGUUGGACUCCAUUCUGUAUAAACAUUCAAAUUAUCUUGAGUUUAAUUCAGGGGGGGGGGGGCACAAUAUCAAUAUAUUGAGGGAGCACUGUACCGUGUAUGUACAUGUAUCAAGCUAUUCACUUGUUUCAUUUUAGCUGUAUUUUAUUAAACUAGAACACAGUUAUUUAUA